AUGUCGACCCAAGCGCACACCCCGUUACCCCAAGUCGGGAAGCUCGUGAGCGUGGUUCCGGUUGGCUUGAAAGAAGCCGCCCUCGACUCGCCGACCUUCCGCGCCACCACCCAUCAUUUCUGCGACCAGAUCGAGUUCAUUGAGAGAUGGCUUGACGGAUAUGCCAAAGCUGCGACCAAACUCGCCUCCGAGCUGGCGACCUUGGAGAGUGUAGUGAGCAGCUUCCUUUCCUACUCUACGCACCCCUUGGUCGUCUCCGAGGCCGUGGUCGAUCAUGAUCAUACCCUGUUGGCGAUGAGGAGGUGUGGGGAAGGAUCGAGGGACCUAUGGAGUGGACUGGUUACGGCGACGAAGAAGAUGGAAUCCUUGAUCGCCGAGCCCAUUCGAGCUUUCAUGCAUGAGGAUUUGCGCCAUUUUAAGGAAACCCGCCGCGCCCUCGAACACGCACAAAAGUCAUACGAUUAUCUGCAGGCUCGAUAUUCUGCUCAGUCCAAAUCUAAAGAAACCUCGGCAUUGAGAGAAGAAGCAUUUCAGCUGCACGAAGCCCGCAAGAUCUACCUCAAGACGUCCCUGGACUUCUCGGUCCAGGCUCCCCAGAUUCGCAAUGCACUUGACCGACUUCUCGUUCUAGUUUCCUUCGACCAAUGGCGCGAAUUCCGAUCCUUCCACAAUAAUAAUUCGGUGACGUUCUCGAAGUGGGCGGGUGAGAUGGACCGUAUCAAGGGCUGGAUUCAUGAGAUGGAAUCUAGUGACCGGUCCUCCAAGCGGGAGCUUUUGUCUACCAGAAAGCAAAUUGAAGAGGUUGCAGAGGUAGCGGCAAGACCUUCUCGUGAAUUGGAGGAUUACUCCGUCUCGACAGUUCCUUACCUCGGUUCUCGUCCUUUGUCAACGCUGAACAUGGGCAAGGAUGUGCGACCUGAGAAACAAGGAUGGGUAAACUUGCGGACUCUCUCUGGAAAGCCGACUCGGACUGUGUGGGUGAGACGCUGGGCGUUCCUGAAACACGGUAUUUUCGGGUGCCUCGUGCAGGGUGCACGCACUGGCGGUGUCGAAGAAAGUGAGCGAAUUGGAGUAUUACUAUGCAGUGUUCGCCCAGCUUUCCAGGAGGAGCGCCGGUUCUGCUUCCAGGUGAAGACUAAGAACAACAACAUCGUGCUGCAAGCGGAGACCCAGAAGGAGUUGAUGGAGUGGAUCGGUGCUUUUGAGGCUGCCAAACAAAAGGCCCUGGAAAACCCCUCCAGCACCGAAAUCUCGGUUUCUGGAAAAUCCACCGUUCAAGAUCCAGCCUUUUCAAUCUCCCAACCGCCUGCGCCUGAGUUUACGGCCGACCCAUCUGAUUCUUUGACUCCUCAUACCGCUGAUGAACCAAGCGGUAGUGAGCGUAGCUCGACCCUACCUGUCCCAGACCAUGUGCAUGAUGGCAUGGCCCACAGAAAGAGCACCGACGUGAGCGGUCGCAGACUUACUGGCUUGGACGGCGAAGGCUCUACUAGGGAUCACGCCAGAGAGCACACCAAUCGGAUUAUUCAAAAACUGGACCUUCAUCGCAAAUCAAAUAAUGCAGCACCCACAUCUCCCUUAAUCCCGGGUCCUGUGGGUGGAAUUGCUAGCCUUAUUUCGGCCAGCCAUAAUAUCCUCCCCUACCAAGGCACUGCUCCUGUUAAUGUGGCUGACGGCCAAAACAGAGGCCGAAGCUUGAGCAAUCUUGACGAACCUGGAUCGAACUUGGCACCUCCUACGCUUGCAAACCCACCGGCCCCAACAAGUAUGAGUAAGGCUGCAGUGGUUGUCAGCAAUGAAAGAGGCAUUGGUCUGGGGCUCGUCGAUAGCACCGGUGGCAUGCCUAGUGGAAUGAUGGCAAAUCUAUGGGGUAGUUCCAAUUGGGGCUUCAUCAAUAAGCUACAGCGGGAACAAGCUCAAAACGCAAAUAGAGACCAUGAUUCAGCGGAAGAUCGACCCUCGUCGGCAAAGAGUGAUUCGUCGAAACGAACUAUUGCUGCACAGGCAGACCAGCCCGGUGACACGUCGGGUUCCCGGCAGCCAUCUGGUCCACGCCACAGACAAACAGUGAGCCUUGAUGGCGACGCCUCCAAGAUCCAGCGGGCUGCGGUGGGUAUCGUUGAAACCGAGUACCCCGCAGUCUACCCGCAGUCUCUGAAAAUCCAGGAUUCUCAAUUCCGAUUGCUAUUCCCUGAUGUCAAGAGAGAGGAGUCCUUGGUACUGGUUUUCAGGGCAACGUGGAACCCGAAUGACCAGCAGGAGUUCCCUGGCAGAGCAUAUGUUACCACUCAGUACAUCUAUUUCUACAGUCACCAUUUCGGACUGGUGCUGACCACAAGCGUGUCACUGGAUAGCAUCAAAGAAGUGACGGCUGCCCCUGGAAGAGACUGUGACUUCCUUUUCCUGCACACCAUUCCUCCCCUUGGAAGCGACACGCCUGGGCGCAUUACGAUCAAGACUUUCCUUGAGCCCCUUCGACUCCUCCAAAAGCGCUUGAACUAUCUGAUCCAAGGCUCUAUUGCGGUCGAGCCUACGAGCCUGGAGAAUGUCAUCAAGGACUUGAUCAAGUUGGACAGUGGGACACCGAACCGGCCUUCGAGCGCAGACAGCUGGGAGGACCUUUCAUCCGGGCCAAAUGACACAAGAGGCGACACAAACCUCGUCGCUCACGGACAUGGCAAGGAUUUACGGGUCCCUAUCUACAUUGACAAGGAUCUUGAUCUGGAUGGUGGCAAAGGAGGUCGUGGUCAUAAUAUUCCGAAGUUCAGACUUCCCACUCAGCCUGUUGAAUACGUGCCUCAGGGAGAUCUUGUUCUGUCAACCGAGAAGGUACUGGACGUGAGUCCCAAGGCAUUGUUCCAUAUUCUGUUUGGAGACAAGAGUGCUGUUUGGCAGCUUCUGCUGCACGAGCGGCAAGCCAAAGACAUCAAGCAAGGCCCUUGGGCAAGCAAUGAAUCUCGACACCUCAGACGAGACUUCCAUUACAAGAUUGCGACAGCAAGCGCUCUUGGACACUCUCAGGAAAACGACAUUUCGGAUUAUCAAAUCAUUGAUGUUUUGAAUGACCAUUUAUGCUACGUGAUUACGGAUAAGCGCACACCGUGGCAUCUUCCCUUCCGACGAUCAUUCCGGUUGGUGAGCAAGGUCGUGAUUACGUUCCAGGCCAAAUCGAAGAGCAAAUUGGCGAUUUACACCAAAGUCGAGUGGCUUAAGUCUCCACUCGGUCUGAAGAAUGUCAUCGAUAAGAAAGCAAGUGACGACCUCGAGCAAGACGCUUUGGAUUUAGUUGACCUAGUGAGCGAUCAAGUGAGACGUCUCGGAGCACAUAGUCGCACCAAGAAGGCCAUCACUAUUUUUGGCCACGUUGGUCGCCAGAACAACACCUCCCACUUCAACGGAGUCGGGGUCAACUUGAAGAUAGAACCUCGGAAGCCGCGAACCCAGCGAACGAUGCCUCAGCUCAUAAUGGAGAUGGUGCUAUCAUUCCUGGAAAGCACUCUCUCUUUCUUGAUGAUGUCAUCCUUCGAUAUUGUCCGCUGGUCCUGGAAGACCGUGAGCGCCCACAAGGUCAUUUUGGUCUUGUUGUCAUCAAGUGUAUUGAUGAACGGAUUCUACACCUCGCGAGAUACAUGGGACUGGUGGCACGAGAGACACGCAAGUAAUUUCAUGGCUCGACUGGGAGUGCAGCCGAACAUGGUCAUGAGUAAGGCCAUUUACAUUCAAGACAUCGACGAAGCAGUCGCCAACACGACACUCUGGCCCAAUACCGGAAAUGCCAGCAGUUGCUUCAAUGCAUUCCACGAGAACGCAAUGCGUUAUGCAGAACUACCUCUUUCCCUCAGUACUUCCGGCCCUCGAGACGCAGUGGCCAAGAGCGCAACGAAGCGUUUCCAGCAAACACGGGAACGCCUUGGGGCUUACCGGUACAACCUCCUGGUAGCCUUGCGCGUGGUGAACAGCAUCGAGAAGGAAGUCAUCCAGAGUGAAUGGGAACGCUGGCUCCGCGAAGAACUUCGCCGUUGUCGCCAGGUCGAAAUUCUUCUGAGUGGGAAUAGCGAGGAAGGCGAAGCAGGCGCUCGGGCUCAAGCCGAGCGCUUCUUUGCGGAAAAUACCGACAGUGUCAAGGAGUGGUAUGAGAGAUAUUGCACCAGCUGUCAACUGGAGCAGGAGCAGGAUCAUCGAAAUGGGCAUGAGAACCUACUCGUUUGA
Molecule: messenger RNA, 4209 nt
Organism: Penicillium argentinense
Lineage: Eukaryota; Fungi; Ascomycota; Eurotiomycetes; Eurotiales; Aspergillaceae
Exons: 6
Coding region: 1-4209 (1402 amino acids)
Cellular component (GO): cytoplasm; plasma membrane; endoplasmic reticulum
Molecular function (GO): protein binding
Source: RefSeq, a predicted model, not a curated record